UUAUAGCAUGGUGUUCAAAUGUACGAUUCAAAGUAAUCUAAACAUUAGUUUUUUACAGUAGUGUUAUAAUCAAUUAUACGGUACAGUAUAUAAAACACCGGAAAAACAUUUACUAAACUUAUUAGUAAAUCAUUUUUUUUAAAUUUGAUAUUCGGUGUUGAUUAUAUUAAUUUCACAUUACAGUUUAUUUUAAAAAAAUGACACAAAGAACUUUAAGAAUAAUGAAGUCGGUGGAUAAUACUGUCGAAUCUGAUGAAGAUGAUACAAAUCAAUACUAUUUAAACGAUGAAGUCAUUAACGAAUAUAUGGAUCUAAUUACUAAACGUUCUCCUGACACAGUGUAUGCUUUCAAUACAUUUUUUUAUUUAGCUUUUUCUGAAAAGGGAUAUGAACAUGUUUGUCGUUGGACAAAAAAAAUUGACAUAUUUAGUAAGAAAAAAUUAUUUAUACCUGUUCAUAUAGAAGAAGAUGAACAUUGGUGUCUGGUAUGUGUCGAUUUCACAGAAAAGUCUAUUAAAUAUUACGAUAGUCUUGGAGGACGAAAUUUUAAGUGUUUAAAACUUAUAUUAAAGUAUUUGAUAUUUGAACAUCAGAAUAAGAAAAAUACAGAUUUUGUCGCUGGUGGUUGGUCAUUGAUGAAUGUAUCAAAAUGUCCUAAACAGCACAAUGUUUUUGAUUGUGGAGUAUUUGUUUGUAUGUUUGCUGAAUAUUUAUCUAGAGAUGCUCCAUUAAAUUUUUCUCAAAAACAUAUGACUCGGUUUAGAAAACAAAUAGCAUGGGAGAUUCAAAGAAAAAAACUCAAAAAAUCUGUGUGAUUAUCUUCAACUCGUAUAUAAUGGAAGUACAUAUGAU
This is a messenger RNA of Sipha flava (yellow sugarcane aphid), 852 nucleotides long. Its product is annotated as sentrin-specific protease 1-like. Gene Ontology annotation, biological process: protein desumoylation. Gene Ontology annotation, molecular function: deSUMOylase activity. Gene Ontology annotation, cellular component: nucleus. Bases 198 to 815 code for a protein of 205 amino acids. Lineage: Eukaryota; Metazoa; Arthropoda; Insecta; Hemiptera; Aphididae. The transcript is spliced from 2 exons. The record is from RefSeq and is a predicted model, not a curated record.